This is a messenger RNA of Drosophila ficusphila, 2205 nucleotides long. It is a transcript of the gene Acox57D-d, whose product is annotated as probable peroxisomal acyl-coenzyme A oxidase 1. Gene Ontology annotation, molecular function: FAD binding; fatty acid binding; acyl-CoA oxidase activity. The record is from RefSeq and is a predicted model, not a curated record. Bases 103 to 2136 code for a protein of 677 amino acids. The transcript has 8 exons. Gene Ontology annotation, biological process: lipid homeostasis; fatty acid beta-oxidation using acyl-CoA oxidase. Lineage: Eukaryota; Metazoa; Arthropoda; Insecta; Diptera; Drosophilidae. Gene Ontology annotation, cellular component: peroxisome.
UCAGUGGUCGCGUGGAGCUCACAGCUGUUGGUUGGAUCCAGUUCUGAAGCAUUGUUGUUUAGUUUUUAUAAUUUUCGUUAUUAUUUCUGCACACCCGGUAAAAUGUCCCACAUCAAGAAUUUGAUUCCGAAAACAGUGAAUCCAGAUCUCCAGAAAGAACGAACCGGCGCCGAGUUCGAUGUGGAGGAGUUUUCUUCCUGGUGGCAUGGUGGUCAAGACAAACUUAAGAACAAGCGCGAUAUCGAGAAGGCAAUUUUCGAUGAUCUGGGAGAAGGCUACGGCAUUGAUCAUGAGUAUAUGUCACACGAGGAAGUAUACAAUUCGAGUGUGAAGAAAGUGGCAGAGGCAGCCACUAAACUAAAGGAUCUCCAGAACAAGCUGAAUCCAGGAGGAAAUGAUAUUUGGCCUGGAUACCUGUUCAAUGUACAGAGCCAUGGACUUUUCCCGGCCAAUCAUCCGUUGGCCACCCACAUCACCAUGUUCGUGGAUGUGAUCAAGGGUCAAGGCACACCCGAACAGAUAGAAAAGUGGGGCAAGGCGGCGGAGAACUGCAACAUUAUUGGCACCUACGCCCAGACGGAACUGGCACAUGGCACCAAUGUCCGUGGAAUAGCCACUCGGGCGGAUUUUGACCCCAAAACGGAUGAGUUUGUGUUGAACACGCCCAACUUGGAGGCUUACAAGUGGUGGCCCGGUGGCUUGGGACACACUGCCAAUCACGCCAUGGUGGUGGCCCAAUUGUACGUAGCCGAUGUCCACCACGGAGUGCAAAUGUUUAUUGUGCCGCUGAGAGAUGCGGAGACCCAUUUGCCACUGCCUGGUGUUGAUAUUGGCGAGAUUGGCAAGAAACUGGGCAUGGCGUCCGUGAAUCAGGGUUUUCUGGGUCUGCACAAUGUCCGCAUUCCGCGCACCAACAUGCUGAUGAAGUUCGCCAAGGUGGAAAGCGAUGGCACCUUCAAGGCCAGUCCAGCAUCGAGGGUUAAUUACCUGACCAUGGUCUACACCCGCUGCCUGAUUGUUAAUUUAAACUCUACGUGUCUUUUGGAAGCGGCUACCAUCGCCACCAGAUAUUCGGCGGUGCGACGACAGAGUCCCAUUGAACCCAACCAACCCGAGCCUCAGAUCAUUGAUCAUGUGACCCAGCGCCUGAAGCUCUUCCCCGAGAUUGCCAAUGGAAUGGCUUACCACCUGGCUGCCGAAUACAUGUGGGAAAUGUAUGCUCAGACGGUUCAGGAAGCCAACAAUGGCAAGUUCGAUCGCCUGCCCGACAUGCACAUCCUGUCCUGCGCCUUGAAGGUUCUCUGCACCACCGAUGGAUGUGCUGGCAUUGAGCGACUUCGUCUUUCCACUGGCGGUCAUGGUUACCUCACGUCUGCCAACUUAAGCAACAUCUAUGGAAAUGCUGUGGCUGCCUACACCUACGAAGGGGAGAACACAGUGCUGCUUCUGCAGAUUGGACGUGCUUUGGUUAAGGCCUGGGCUAACUUUGUGGAAGAGAAGCCUCUGUCAGCUUCGUACAGCUACUUUGCUACCUCCAUGCAGCUGAAGGAGUUCCCCAAGUGGGACAACUCCUGGCAGUGCAUCAUCAAGGCGUUGCAGUACACGGCAGCACAAAAAACCCGCAUUGCUUUUGAGAACCUAGCGGAUCGCAUGGCCAGCGGUCAAUCUCAGGGAGUGGCGGCUAAUAACACUGGCAUUGAGUUGGUUCGUGCAGCUGAGCUUCAUGGCCGACAGUUUGUGUGUCAGACUUUCGUGGAACAAAUCACAGGAGCCAAGGCCCAAAAGCGUUCACCUGCUCUUAACAAGGUUUUGGAGAAUGUGCUAGAACUUUUCCUGGUCCAGACUGUGCUAAAUAACCUUAACGAAAUUUUAAGAUUCAUCAACCUCACCGAUGCUGAUUUGAGGUCGCUGCAGAAACGCCUGGAAAUUUCACUGGAAAAAUUCCGACCCAAUGCGGUGGCCAUUUGCGAUGGCUUCGACUUCCAUGACCGAGUUCUCAACUCAGUUUUGGGCAGCUACGAUGGCAAUGUCUACCCAAGACUCUUCGAUGCGGCCAAGCGCAGCACCAUGAACCAGAAGCCCGUCCAAAAGUCCUUUGAGACCUAUCUUAAGCCACUGAUGAAGGCUAAUCUGUGAAGCAAAUACCCAUAGUUCAUACGGAUAUAAAAUAAUAGAGAAAAUAAACGAGAUUUGUUGUUUAAAUUA